Messenger RNA from Linum trigynum, 345 nucleotides. Lineage: Eukaryota; Viridiplantae; Streptophyta; Magnoliopsida; Malpighiales; Linaceae. The record is from the annotation of a GenBank genome assembly.
AUGAAGAAGGUCUGGGUUGUGAAACAGCCUAGAGUAAAGGAACUUGAUCCUGUUGGGUUGAAGGAUAAGGGGAAGGGUGUGAUGGAAGAGCCACAAAGGGAAGUAACUCAGAAAAUGGUCGCUGGGGCGAAUAUGCUGGUUGAUAGUUCUAUUACUUCUCCUAAUCCAGUGCAGGAUAGGGGUGCAGGGCCCUCUGCAGUUGAUGAUGGGUUCCAAGUGGUUACGCACAGGAAGAAUAGAGUGAGAGCUCCUGUCUCGGGAUCUGUAUCUAGAAGUCCAUGGAGUUUGUCUGCUGGGUCGGGUAAAAGUCCACUUGAUGAUCAGGCAUUCCCUUCGCUAAGUUGA